AUGACAUCUGUCCCAACACAUUACUACGAAGAUGAUGAUGAUGAUUUGGAGGGCGAACAAAACAUACAAUGGAGCAAUUUAUUAUUUCUACCGUUUAAUCCAACAUUUAAGGCCAUAGUACUGGUUGUUGUUAUCUUAAAAACAAUAUUGGGGCCGAUACAAGCUGCAUAUCCAAUUGUUUAUUGUUGGGACACUAUGGAAUAUGAUACAAGUUUAAGCCUGAUAAAAUUUGCUUAUUUAUAUCUAUGUGAUCCUAUAUAUAGCAUUGAUACUUUGCUUCAUAUCCUUCAUAGGCAAAUAAGAGAUGAAGCAGUGAAGCGAGAAUAUUUGCCAAAAUCGGGAGUACUGAUACUUUUAGAUGUGAUAUCACUUAUACCAUUCUUUAGUCUAAUUCAAGACGUACCCUGUGCUCCUGUUGAAUUUCGACCAAAUGUUUAUUCCUUUUCGGAAUUUGUCAUAAUAUACAGAAUAGCGGAAUCGUUUUCUUUACUAAGUUCUCAUGAACUCUGGCAGAUUGUUAUUGGUUACACGUUAAUGUUCACUAUAAGUGUCAACUGUAUAACGUGUUUUUUUAUUCUAUUGACUAUGGUUGGAAAUUGCCCAAGAUGUAAUGAAUUUCUCUAUGAUUGGAGGAAGUUUGUAUAUAAAAAGUUGAAUGAAACGGAUGAAUCAUAUUCCACAUACAUAUACGGAGGAUCAUUUAUAUACAGUUUCUUUAUCAACAACCAGCUGGAUGAGACCAAACCCUCAACCAUCAAGGAGUAUAUUUUUAUGGAUAUCUUGAUGUUACUAGGCUAUUUUUUAUUAACAUUUGUCGUUAUCCCUAAAAUGGUAUCAGAGUCUAUGUUAAGCCUUCGACGAAUGGGCUCAUAUUAUCCAAAAGUAGAAAGAAUUAUUGACGAGACCAGAAGGCGAAAUAUAUCCCCGAAGGCUCACCAGGACGUCAAGGAUUUCUAUUCCUUAAUGUGGAAGAAGAGGAGCGGAAUUACCAGCGUGCCUGAAGUGAUUUCUGAAUUACCGAGAUAUUUACGACUCGACAUACGCCAAGAUUUAGUUUGGCCGGUGUUCCACCAUAGUCCUACAUUUAGAAGGACAUCGGAUUCCUAUAAACGCUGGCUUUGUGAGGUAAUCCGUAUGGACUACAAGUUGCCGGGAGAGAAGUUUUUUGCAGGCCCUAAUUGUUACAACCAUCUGUACUACCUUAAAUCUGGAAAGAUACAACUUAUUUCUUUGGAUGAUGGCGUGACGCCUUUAAUAACAUUGACUAGCGGUACUUUGUUGGGUGAUAUAAGUUUUUAUUUGGUCCCACCGAAAAGGAAAGUAAUUGUACAAUGCGUAACAUAUUGCGAGGUAUUAUAUAUCACACGGGCUGACAUUUUGAAUUCCCUCCACAAACAUCCCCACGAUCGGCGUCUCAUUUUGCAACUGGCUAAAGAUAGAAUAAAACAUGCGCGGACCUUAUACACUUGUAAACAACAUGUUAGAGGCUUAGACAGAUCAGAAGACGAGGGUAUAGCGUGGGUGAAAAAACGCUGGAGCGAAAUUUCCGAAGCUUACCGUAACUGCAAAAUAUUAUACGAUAAAGAAGGUUUUCGGUGCCAGCUUACAGCCGAAGAAACAGUUUAUCAUUGUCCGAAAUACAUCGGGCAGCUUGUUCUGUCGAGUGAUGAGCAAAUUCAAACAAAGUCUUCAUUCGUUUCCACAAAAUUUCCGUGGAUUUUUGUUCCCCAAUCGGAGUUCGUUUUAUUGUGGCAUCGCAUUGUUGUUGGCACGGUUUUCAUGGUUUUAAUUCUCUAUCCCCCUUAUCUAUCGACGAAGAACCCGCCUGUGUGGUUCGGUUUAUUUCAGUUCUGGACUGAUGUUGUUUACAUUUGCGAUAUUUGCGUGAUGUUGUUAACCGCGAUAGAUGGACAAGAGAAUAUCGGGGACGAUUACACAAUUAUUAUAUUUUCUCGAUGCAAAACAAUAAAGUUUAUGCUUGAUGUGCUUUCUACUAUUUGGAUUGAAACAUUUGCGUCUGUAAGCGGAUUUCACCAGCUCUAUAAUCCUCUGCAGUUUAAUCGACUAAUUAAGAUAUAUGUUCUAUUUUCUAAAUGGGAUUUGAAGAAGGACCCAUUAUUCGAUGUGAAUUAUAAAAUGGCUCUAGUUGUGAGCUCCUUUGCGUAUAUAACGAGUUAUAUUUUAUACGUUUUCGAUCGGAAGAAUCCAAAAUUGAACACGGCAUAUUUUUUCGGAGAAUUAUUUUUGAAGUGCAACACAACUGUCCCCAAACUUGAAUGCGAUAUUGAGUUGCCGAAUGCCUUUAUUAUAUUUUUGGCUUGGUUAUUGGAGUUCAUAUUUUACGAGUAUCUUCCUGGAUCUUUGAUAGAUAUAUAUGUAAUAGUCAUUAUUAGUUAUUUGGUAUUUUUGAUUGUUAUUUAUAUCAAAACUAAUACGGUAGCGAUGUUCUAUUUGAGAUAUCGGGAGUUAGUGAACUAUCAGUACUUCGUUAGUAGUAUAAAGAAUCAUUACCGACAUUAUAAAAUACACCCGGGCUUGCUCAUACGACUGAAUCAGUAUUUGAUAUGCCAUUGGAAGUAUUUUAAUGGCAUGGACGUGUUGCAUCCUAAUUUGUUGAAGAAUGAACCGUACGAUAUUUAUUGGAAAUUACACGGAGAGGUUGCCGAGAAGUUAAUUAAGGCGGCACCUGCAUUUGCGUAUGCCGAGCCAGCGUUUAUAAAGGAGCUGGCGUAUAAAGCAAAAUUUCUUUUACUCCCAAAGAAUUGCACCAUUUCCGUGUUUGGCGUACAAACUAAAACUGUUACAUGGCUUGUUCAGGGUUACAUGACGUCGGAAUAUCACGAUCUUAAAGGCGAAGUGUACAAGAAGGAAUACAGACCCGGCGAUUUUGUGACGUCUUGUGCGGUAUUUUUGGGGAAACCAUCGCUUAGGACAUUGAGAACAACUACAGAAUGCGAAAUUCUCUACUUAAAAGUGAUCGACUUUUUUCACAUUUUGAAAAACUAUCCUAAUGAGCACGAUCAUUUUGAGUUUUGUAUUGAGAGAUAUAUGUCGAAGUAUGAUCAAAUGGUUCAAGAUUAUGUCAAGAAGUAUAAAGAUUAUCGCAUGAAAUUGCUCAAUCAAAGUUCUGUCACUUCAUUAAAACGAUGUUCGCUAUGGAAGAUAAAAUUAAAGAAAACACGUAACAUUUGGUUUGAUCCGGAGUCGAGAUUUAUACAAACUUGGAUGGUAUUUCGUGUCAUUGUUGCUGUGAUUUCAAUUGUUUCGGCGUCAUUACAAGGAGGAGUUGGUGCUUGUAUAAGGCCUCCAUUGAUUAUAAUAGGUCAUGUUUGCGAUUGUAUUGGCUAUGCAGAUAUUUCCAUUAAAUUAUUUCUAGCAUUCUAUAACCAAAAGGGCUUAUUAAUUACCGAUCCGAAAGAACGUUGUAAGCAUUACUUGAGUAGGGGAUUCCUUCUUGACGUUGUCGGCUGUGUGCCUGUCAAAACAAUCCUUUCUGCAAAUAUUGGGAAAAAUGACGCGGUUUUAAUAAAUACAGUAUCGAAGUUUGCCCAUUUUUACAUUAUCAUGGGCUAUUUUAACUAUUUGGCGGACUUGCCUAAUAGAAACAUCACUUUUUAUAUGAUUUUAAAGAUGCAGAUAAUGACAGUACUGGUGAUACUUGGCACCAGUAAUUACUUUGUAAGUAGAUGUAUAUGUUUCGAAUGGGAUGAUACAGGAUAUAUAUUGAAUAUGACUCGCCGUGACCACUGUUGGCUUCCUAACUAUCUUUCCUUGGACGAGUAUCCAACUAUGCAUCAGUUAAAAAUUGUGCUUGCGCAGAGCUUUAAUCUGGCACAGAGUGGUCUCAUGAGAUUUAACCUUGGAAAGUUUCAUAUAGACCGCGAAUAUCUCGGUGUGGGAAUUACUUUAUGUAUUCUUGGAAUAAUGUUCUGGUAUGUAAUGUGUUAUUCGCUUACAUUAUUGGUGUUAAACUUCCGUGGUAAUACAAUUUUCCAACAUGGAGUGAGUCAGUUGAGAAGAUUCUUGCAGGCCGAGCGUGUAGACAAGAAGUUAAUCGAAAAAGCGAUCACUCACUUUCGAUAUUGGUGGUUUAGAACAAAAGGAAUGAACAUGCAAAGUCUUAUGAAUGAACGCAUAGGUGUUGUUUUUAGACAAGAACUGAACUAUUAUUUUUUUAAAAGAACAAUCGAAGCCACUGACACUUUGCUACAUGGCGGUGAGAGUCUUCAAAGACAGCUUGUAAGCGCAGCAGCUCAGUGGUUCUUCCUACCUGGGGAAAUAAUAGUGCGGGAGAUGGAUUUAAGUCCCUGGAUAUACAUAGUGCAUAGAGGAAGUAUUCUUAUUAAGCAGAAUGACGAGGAAUUGGCCAAGUUAACCAAGGGAUCCAUAUUUGGCCAAUUGGAUGGUACUAAACCAAGGCCCGUACGCAUAACAGCGUAUGCUGAUGGCUACGCGGAUCUGUUGCAAAUCUCCAUAAAGGAUUUCCAGGAUGUUGUUGAAGACGAGACAAGGGAUCGGAUGAAACACAACCCUAUGACGAAGCACGAUUUCAUGCCAUUGAAGAAUACAGUACCAGAAAAUCCUUACAAUACUCUAUCAUUUAUACUCCGCGGGCGCAAAACUAUAAAAAUGCCAUGGAUGAAUACUCCCAUUCGAGCAAAAGCAGGAACAUGGUACGCACGCUGGCUGUACCUGUGUUGGUUCUUUUGUCCUUUCAUCACCGUUUUUAUAGUAUUACUAGCGAAAGCUGUACCAGACGAAUACGAACUAAAUAUAUAUUGGGUUCUAUUUAUCUUGGAUUUACUUCACAUAGCGUAUUUGAUUACUGAAUUUUAUACGUUUGAACUACUCGUCUUAAACAAUAAAUGCGUUGAGCGAAUCCAAAAAUGGCAUAUGUUUAAACACUGGGGAUAUUACCUGGAUAUUCUGUCGUUAACCAUACCUAUAUUAACCCAUCUAACUGGACAAUGGAACUACCGCCUUGCAAGAUUAUUGAGGCUUAGAUUGUUUUAUUACUACCAUCAUCAUUUCUGUAAAGGAUUUAAGAGUCAAAUAGCGCCAGUUUUAUUAAAGUUUGCGAUCGUUUUUUUAACCAUUCACGGCAUGACUUGUGGCUGGAUUUACGUGGCUUGUCAACAUGAAAAGUUUCCCCUACGCGUAGAAAAACUUCCUCGAUACAUAAAGGCAACCAUAGAUUAUGAUGAAUGGGUAAAUCCACAGGAUAGAAAAGGAGGUUGUCCUCGUCUUACGAAGAACUUUCUUAUCGAUGGCAAACUGAAAUUUGGUUUAAUUGUGCCCAAAAGUUGGAUGGAUGACUAUAUUGUUGCUAUAACAUAUAUUCUUGUGAUUUAUUCACAUACGGAAAUCGAUCUUGUGGUACCUUUAACACUGAAUGAAACAUAUUACAAAAUCUUUUUAUACUUUAUAAUUCACCCGAUGGAGAUGUGGAUACUGAGUUGUGCCAUAAGCGCUGUGUUUACGAAAUUACGUGAACUGUACAGCUAUGACUAUGACGUGCAAAGUUUAAUAUUAUAUCUGGAACAUAGCGGAUUAUGUCCAGUACUACUCGACUCCGUAAAGAAGUAUACCAAGCAGUUAUGGCAAAGACAGAGAGGUAAUUGGCUGCCGGAAUUAGCGCAUCAGGCGCCGCAGUGCCUUCGAGAAGACCUGUUAAGCGCCCUCUACAUGCAUCACCUCGAAGCUCCGCCCCUUUUCCGUGACCUCCCUGAAUAUUUGCGACGGCAACUCGUUACAAAGCUACAGAGAGUGGUUAUAUUUCCUGGAAAAUUCAUUGUUAAGGAAGGUGAUAUAUUUGCCUGCAUGUACUUUAUCCACGAGGGAGAGGUUGAGAAAUGGUACACUGAUAAGAGUGGUGAAAAGAAAAUGCUUUCAUUAUUAUCAACGAAUGGAUACUUUGGAUUGAUACCCGGACUUUUCCCUAACACGCCGUACCAGUUUUCUUAUUUAUCGCGAACGGUGGUCGACUUCGUGUUUCUUAGGCAUAGAGAUUGGCAAGACCUGCUGCAGGGAUACCCCAAAAUCAAGUACGAUCUGUACACAGCCGCAAAGCAGUUGAAGAAGGAUUUACAGAAAACGAUGAUUUAG
Pieris macdunnoughi is the source of this 6105-nucleotide messenger RNA. NCBI's taxonomy places the organism in Eukaryota, Metazoa, Arthropoda, Insecta, Lepidoptera, Pieridae. The record is from the annotation of a GenBank genome assembly.